GCCUAUUUAAGGCACGUGUGCUACAGCGACCAAUAGGACGAAGGCAGCGAAUUUAAAAAGGAGCCGCGGUCGCUACGAGUCAACUUUUUGGACCAUAACAAGCUUCUGGUACGAGAGCAAAAGGAUCAUUCAACGGCGUUUAGUACGCAUGACCGAGAUACAAUGGCAAGCAUAAACUUUGCAGAGCGAGAAAAUGCAUGUCUUCAUCCAGCUACUCUGAAGAUGCGACAGCGGCUUCAGUCUGCUCCAGAGAAACUCUUUUCUCCUAUGACUGGCAAAACCUUACACACUCCUCUGCCAUCUGGUCGUAAGGCUUUUGGUGCGGUCAACAAAAGAAUUGCAACCCCUGCCAUCAACCCACAAGAGAAGAAACUCUUAAAGCCACAGGAAACUAAAGUCAAACAUGCUUCAGACCAAAAGACUAAAGUGGAGGACUAUUCAGAAAUUGAGCCGUUCAUCCCUUAUGACCCACUAGAGUUUGAGAAGUACAGCAUACCUGAGGACUUGGUUCUCCUCGGUGGCGUUGCUCUGCCUGGACUGGCCUCUUUCCCACAAGCUCCUCUGUGUGAGGAGGACCUGGACAAGUUUGAUCCACUGCCAAAUCUUUCGCCUGUAAAGAUGCCAAAACGUUCAGAUUAUUGCUCAGCGCUGGACGCCUUUUUGCAAACACUUGAUGAGCUGACUGUUGAACUUCCUUCAGAAUCUUUUACUGACUAAAUGUUGAUGCAUGGUUUUUUUUUUGGUUUUUUUUACUGAAAUAAAGUUUGUAUUUGUCCCUGUUA
This is a messenger RNA of Cottoperca gobio, 782 nucleotides long. It is a transcript of the gene pttg1, whose product is annotated as PTTG1 regulator of sister chromatid separation, securin. Gene Ontology annotation, biological process: homologous chromosome segregation; chromosome organization. The transcript has 6 exons. The record is from RefSeq and is a predicted model, not a curated record. NCBI's taxonomy places the organism in Eukaryota, Metazoa, Chordata, Actinopteri, Perciformes, Bovichtidae. Gene Ontology annotation, cellular component: nucleus; cytoplasm. Bases 163 to 717 code for a protein of 184 amino acids.